Messenger RNA from Cylicostephanus goldi, 291 nucleotides. NCBI's taxonomy places the organism in Eukaryota, Metazoa, Nematoda, Chromadorea, Rhabditida, Strongylidae. The record is from the annotation of a GenBank genome assembly.
AUGCAAGCGACGAUCCAUCCGUCGGCAUCGUUCGAUGAGGAACGAGCCGCAGAAUCGCUCGAACGAGCGAUGAGAGGAUAUGGAACGGACAAACAGCGUGUAGUCGAUAUUCUCGUCAAAUGUAACAAUGCUCAACGUCAAAUGAUACGCACCCCGUACAAAACUCGCUAUGGUAAAGAUCUAGAAACUGAGCUAAAGAGGGAACUUUCAGGAGAUCUCGAAGACGUUAUCAUUGCCUUGAUGCAAACACCGACAAAGCGAGACGUUAUGGAUUUGCAUAAAGCUGUAAAA